AUGGCUUGGAUCAAUAGCAAACUUUUCUUCACUUCUCUUAUGAUUAUUGUGGCACUUAUUGGGGUUGGAGUAGGAGGAACGGUUCACAAAGUCGGCGACUCGAGCGGAUGGACCAUGAUGGGUGUGGAUUACCAAGCUUGGGCUUCUUCAAGAACUUUUCAAGUAGGAGACUCACUGGUCUUCGAAUACAACAACGAGUUCCACGACGUCACUGAAGUCACUCCCCAUGAUUUCGAGCUAUGCUACUCGUCUAAUCCGUUAGCGAGCAAACUUUUCUUCACUUCUCUUAUUAUUACUGUGGCACUUAUUGGGGUUGGAGUAGGAGGAACGGUUCACAAAGUCGGCGACUCGAGCGGAUGGACCAUGAUGGGUGUGGAUUACCAAGCUUGGGCUUCUUCAAGAACUUUUCAAGUAGGAGACUCACUGGUCUUCGAAUACAACAACGAGUUCCACGACGUCACUGAAGUCAUUCCCCAUGAUUUCGAGCUAUGCUACUCGUCUAAUCCGUUAGCGAGGUACCAAACUGGAUCAGACACGGUAACUCUAACCAAACCUGGAUUUCAAAACUUCAUAUGCGGAGUUCCUGGUCACUGCGACAUAGGACAAAAGCUUCACAUCCUCGUCUUUCCGGCCUCGUUGGGUCCAGUGGCUGCUCCAGUUCCGGGACCAGUCAGAUCACCAAGCUCUUAUAUGUCUCCUUCACCAACCAAUGCUCCACAAUAUCAGAUGGGACCAUCACCUAUUUGA
This is a messenger RNA of Brassica oleracea var. oleracea, 747 nucleotides long. RefSeq names its product blue copper protein-like. The record is from RefSeq and is a predicted model, not a curated record. Gene Ontology annotation, cellular component: plasma membrane. Gene Ontology annotation, molecular function: electron transfer activity. Lineage: Eukaryota; Viridiplantae; Streptophyta; Magnoliopsida; Brassicales; Brassicaceae. The transcript is spliced from 2 exons. Bases 1 to 747 code for a protein of 248 amino acids.